Messenger RNA from Postia placenta MAD-698-R-SB12, 958 nucleotides. RefSeq lists its product as hypothetical. The transcript is spliced from 4 exons. Gene Ontology annotation, molecular function: phosphatidic acid transfer activity. Gene Ontology annotation, cellular component: mitochondrial intermembrane space. Gene Ontology annotation, biological process: phospholipid transport. Bases 106 to 771 code for a protein of 221 amino acids. The record is from RefSeq and is a predicted model, not a curated record. NCBI's taxonomy places the organism in Eukaryota, Fungi, Basidiomycota, Agaricomycetes, Polyporales, Adustoporiaceae.
CCUCUGCCUCCACCCACACCACCCACCAUUCAACUCACCACCUACCAUAACCACGCUCUAUCUAACUUCAACUGUUGUGAAAGUCCGCCGGGAUCGUUUGCUGCAAUGAGGUUCUACUCGCAGUCCUUCUUGUACGACGAUCCCUGGUCUAUCGUAUCCUAUGCGUUCUUCAUGCGAUAUCCCAACCCCUUCGCCUCCCAUGUCCUCUCCUGCGACGUCAUUUCACGUAACAUCAGCCCUACGGGCACAUUGGUGACUACGCGUCUUAUUUUGAAGAGCGGUGCCAUGCCAAGAUGGGCACCCAAGGGCAUGGUCUCGCGCGCCGAAUCGUGGGUUAUUGAGGAAAGCGAGGUCGAUCCCGUGGGCAGGGUUGUGCGGUGUACUACGAAGAAUCUCGACCAUGUCAAGGUCAUGAGAGUGGAGGAGCGCGUCAUUCUGGAGCAGACCAGCGAUGACAAAACGCUGCAGAACACCGAAGCUCGCAUUGUGUCUGGCUUCGGCUGGGGUCUGACGAAGAGGAUUGAGAGCCAUGGCUUGGCGAGGUUCAAGGCCAACAUUCAAAGGUCGCGCCAGGGGCUUUUCACCAUCCUGGAACUCAUCCGCCAGUCUCGUGCACAGACCAUGACAAUGGGGGUACCCAGCUUGUAUACACCUUCGCAGCGUUUUACUUCUGGCUCCUCAGCCUCACAAACUGCCUCAGAGGCAAGCGGGUCUUCUGACAAUGAGCAAAAGCCGCGCGGAACAUGGCUCAACCCCAAGUCGUGGCUAUGACCGUGACCAAAGCUCUAAGUACGUACGUAGCUAAUAGCCUUCCCGUAUUUUAUUCUCUUCGUGGUCUAGCAGAGACGUUCUUUCCUUCUCUGCUCGUGUGUUUUGUAGGGCCGAUACGCAUUGCAAUCCGUGUAUUUGUACCAGUAGCAUACGUAACUAUGAAUUUGCACCAGCUCUCAUUGCGCGU